This is a messenger RNA of Pararge aegeria (speckled wood butterfly), 4567 nucleotides long. RefSeq names its product eukaryotic translation initiation factor 5B (gene eIF5B). The transcript has 18 exons. Bases 160 to 3711 code for a protein of 1183 amino acids. Gene Ontology annotation, molecular function: GTP binding; GTPase activity; translation initiation factor activity. The record is from RefSeq and is a predicted model, not a curated record. NCBI's taxonomy places the organism in Eukaryota, Metazoa, Arthropoda, Insecta, Lepidoptera, Nymphalidae.
UCGACGUGAGAGAAGUACGGACUACGGACACGAUUGGAGUUUAUUUCGGCUAAGUUCAAUUUGUGCAUCGAUUACGUUUCACAUGAUAGAAUUGACUAAAUAUCCUAAAAUAAAACACAUCCUUACAGGCAUUGUGACUUAAUAAAGCAUUUAUAAAUCAUGGGUAAAGCCAAAAAGGGGAAGAAGAGUCAGUCAGUGGAAGACGGUGACAGUGAUGUGGAAACCACAUCCAUUGAAAACCUGAAGCCGGCUCAAAAUAAAGGACCGAAACAAGUUGAUGACUCAGGUGAAAGUGAAGAUGAAAAACCUAAAGCUAAGUCUAAACAGAAGAAAUCAUUUGACACAGAAGUAAAGGAGGUCACAAAGAAUGUAAAGAAUGUGUCAAUUUCUAAUAAGUCACAAAAGAAAAAAGUGGAAGAUAGUAGUGAAGAUGAUUCAGAUGAAGAAGAAAAGCCUAAAAAAAGUAAAAAUAAGAAAGAAGAAAAAAGUGCAUUUUCUCUUUUAGAAGUAGAAGAUUCUGGCGGAUCUGCACCUGAAGCUCCUCCGUCUUCUGAUGAUGAAAAACCUGUGCAAAAGCCACAAAAAAAAGCUGCACAAGAAAAGAAAGAACCAUCGGGGAAAAAAGGAAAGAAAGCAAAAAGGAGGAAAGAUGAUAGUGACGAGGACAUUGAAAAGGUUCUGGCUGAACUUGAAAUGGAAUAUACUGGUGUUAAAAAGGAAGUAACUCCUGCACCUGAAGUAGAAAAACCAGCCGACGUUGUUGAAGAAAAACCUACCAAGACUAAGAAAAAAGGUAAAAAAGAAGAGCCGAAAUUAGAAGAAAAUGAAAAAGAGCCAGAUGAUAAAGAAAGUGACAAUGAAAAUGAUAUAACAAUAAAAACUGCAGCACAAAAAAAGAAAGAAAAGAAAGAGCGAGAGAAGCAGAAAAAGUUAGAGGCAAAAAAAAAGGAACAAGAUGGUAAAAAAGAACCAGCGGAGGCUAAAAAAGCACCACUACCCAAACCGGAAGAAAAAGUGCCGGAACCUGCUGAAGAAGUAAAAGAUGAACUGAAAGCUCCAUCAGAAGAAAAGGACGGAGAAGGUGACACACCAGCAGCAGAAGGGAAGAAAAAGAAAAAGGGUGAUAAAGGCGAUAAAGACGACAAAGGUAAAAAAGGCCCUACGAAAAAAACUCUUGCGGCUAUGCAAGAGGCUUUAAAGAAGGUCAAAGAAGAGGAAGAACGUAUGCAAAAAGAAGAAGAAGAAAGGAUAAAACAGGAGGAGGAGCGAGAGAAUCAAAGACUUGAAGCCAUUCGAUUAGAAAAAGAGCGAAAGGAAAGGAAGAAACAAAAGGAAAAGGAGAGAAAAGAAAGACUUAAGGCUGAAGGUAAACUGCUAACUCCCAAACAGAGGGCAGAAAAGGCGCGGGCUCAAGCUAUGCUUGAAUCUCUAAAGGCACAAGGUAUCGAAAUUGGAUCUGCUGAGAAAAAACCCCCGCGACUUGGUACAAGAAUUAAGCCAAUGAAAUUAAAAACACAAAUGUCACAAGAAGCUCUUGUGACUCCAGUAGAAGAAAAGAAGAUUGAAUUUGAAGUAACCGAUAAGAAGGAGGAAUCGCCGAAAGAAGAUUCACCUAAGAAAGAAUCUGAUACUGAUUUAGUCAAAGAUUCAUGGGAUGCUGAAUCAUCUGAAGAAGAGGAACCUGAAAAACCAGAACCAUCUCCACCAACGAAAGCUGAAGGGAAACAAUCUCAAUCAGCUAAAGAAAAAGCAAAUGAGAAGGAAGAAGAAGAAAGUUCAGAUGAAGAAGACGACAGUUCAGAGGAAGAAUCUAGUUCUGAAGAAGAUUCAGAUGACGAUCAAAUGACAGAUGCUCAAAAGAAGAGGGAAUUGGUUCUGAGGAGAUUGGAGAAACGCCGGGAGGAGAAUGAAAAGAACAAAGUCAACAACCCAUUACGUGCAGCUGUGGUUUGCGUGCUUGGACACGUAGACACGGGCAAGACCAAGAUCCUGGACAAGUUACGCAGAACGAAUGUGCAGGAUGGCGAAGCGGGUGGUAUUACGCAGCAGAUCGGAGCCACAAACGUACCUAUCGAGAAUAUAAAGGAGCAAACAAAACAUGUCAAAGGGGUGAAUGAAAUAUCUUUCAAGUUACCAGGUCUACUCAUCAUUGACACACCUGGCCACGAAUCUUUCAGCAAUCUCAGGAACAGAGGCUCUUCAUUGUGUGAUAUUGCCAUUCUGGUUGUUGAUAUAAUGCACGGGCUGGAACCGCAGACGAUCGAGUCUAUAAACUUAUUGAAACAGAAGAAAACGCCAUUUAUUGUGGCCUUGAACAAAAUCGACCGUCUCUACGACUGGCAAAGUGCUCAGAGGAAGGACCUACGAGAUAUACUGAAGUUGCAGCAACCCAAUACUCAAUUGGAAUUCGAGAAGAGAACCAAAGAUGUGAUAAUCCAGUUUGCGGAACAGGGUUUGAAUGCAGCUCUAUUCUUUUCGAAUCCAGACCCGCGCACUUAUGUGUCCCUGGUACCAACGUCAGCUGUGACAGGCGAGGGUAUGGGCAACUUGUUGGCCAUGAUCGUCCAAGCGUGCGAAGGGCCACUACAUAAGCGACUUGUGUUCUCACAUCACCUGCAGGCAACUGUGCUUGAGGUAAAAGCAAUCCCCGGUCUUGGCACGACGAUCGACACAAUCCUGAUCAACGGUACUCUCCACGAAGGCGACACUGUAGUACUCGCGGGAACCGAUGGGCCUAUCGUCACGCAGAUACGUUCUCUCCUCAUGCCGCAACCAAUGAAGGAGCUGAGAGUUAAGAAUGCGUACAUAGAACACAAGGAAGUAGUGGCUGCUCAAGGAGUGAAGAUAGCUGCCAAAGAGUUGGAGAAAGCAAUCGCUGGACUCAAUUUGCUUGUGGCUCAGAAACCGGACGAAGUUGAUGUUUUGAAAGAGGAGGUGGCUAGAGAGCUGAAGUCUGCUCUAUCGUCUAUCAAACUGUCAGAACGCGGUGUGUACGUGCAAGCAUCUACCCUCGGUUCGCUUGAAGCCUUGCUCGAGUUUCUUAGGACUAGCAAAAUUCCUUACUCCGCUAUCAGGAUAGGACCGGUGGUGAAACGUGACGUCAUGAAGGCAUCCGCCAUGUUGGAACACGACUCUCAGUACGCCACCAUUUUGGCUUUUGAUGUGAAGAUUGAACGCGACGCACAAGAAAUGGCUGAUAACCUGGGCGUGAAGAUAUUCGCGGCGGACAUUAUAUACCACUUGUUCGACAAGUUCACGGCUUAUCGUGAGGAGUUGAAACAGAAGAAACGCGAGGAGUUCAAGCACAUUGCCGUGUUCCCUUGCAAGCUCAAGAUUAUGCCGCAAUUCGUAUUUAACUCCCGAGACCCAAUCGUCGCUGGUGUGAUGGUAGAAGCCGGCGUUGUCAAAGAAGGGACGCCUAUUUGCGUACCAAGUAAAGAGUUCGUGGAGCUCGGCAUAGUGACUUCCAUCGAAGUGAACCAUAAGCAAGUGGAAACUGCACGGAAGGGGCAGGAGGUCUGCAUCAAGAUCGAGCCCAUUCCCGGGGAGUCGCCCAAGAUGUUCGGCCGGCACUUCGACGAGACCGAUUUCCUAGUCAGCAAGAUAUCGCGCGCAAGUAUCGACGCCUGCAAGGAUUACUUCAGGGACGAUCUUAUCAAAACCGAUUGGCAACUUAUGGUGGAACUUAAGAAGCUCUUCCAGAUCCUCUAAUGGCCGCCGUGUUUUAAUUAGACAAUAUUAUAACGUCGGAAUUUAGUAAAGUGUUGUAUAUGUAACGCUCUGUUACAUGUGAUUUUUUACUUGCUUUUUUUUAUAAAGCUCUCAUUCUAAAAGCAAUUUCUGUGGUGCGAUGAUUUUUAUCAAAUAACAUCCACUGGCCUGACAGCCAGGCGUUGUCUGUUCCAUCUAAUUCAUCCGCGUGUAAUUGUGUCAUCGAUAUAAAAUAAUGCGUAAGGUGUCCGAAAAAUGUUAGUAUGGUUGGUUUUUUUUUUUUGGAUUUUUAAAGGUUUUUGGUCGAAGUCAAGUUUAGUCUCUUUAUUGUAAGAACGUAAUAAUUGCUACAUAAAAAGCACAUUUCUUGCGUGUUUUUGUAGAAAAACCUGCGAUUGGUCCAUAUUUUUUUCCAGCUAAGGCGAAAUAGACUAUGUUUAUUUGAUUGCUAUAGAGAUAUAUCUAUAUUUGUCUUCAGUGUUAACGACAGAUUUAAUACGCGACACGAGAGCCGAACACACUCCAACUAAAACUUUAUGAAAGAAGUGCAUUGCAGUUGUGGUCACAGAACUUUGAAAGAUUUGACUCAACACGCAUCGUGUGGCUUCGGUCCUAUAUAACUACGUUGCCAGUGAUGCUGCAAUCUAACAUGGUACGCGCAAAUAAUGAAGAUUAGGGCAUCUCUUACAAGAAGAAGAAUCGUCGACAAGUGAAUCAUGGUUUCCAUUAAAGCGGCCGUGAUUUUUGUUAUAAUCUGUACUAGAGCCCCCGUGAAAUGUAUUAUAAUCUCUAAACCUUUACAAGUUACGAAACUUUCAAUAACAGCGGACACUUUUCGCUUACCUUAUUUUUAUAU